This is a messenger RNA of Myotis myotis, 4342 nucleotides long. RefSeq names its product vacuolar ATPase assembly factor VMA21 (gene VMA21). NCBI's taxonomy places the organism in Eukaryota, Metazoa, Chordata, Mammalia, Chiroptera, Vespertilionidae. Gene Ontology annotation, biological process: vacuolar proton-transporting V-type ATPase complex assembly. The coding region runs from base 54 to 680 and encodes 208 amino acids. The transcript has 4 exons. Gene Ontology annotation, cellular component: endoplasmic reticulum membrane. The record is from RefSeq and is a predicted model, not a curated record.
UACUAUUUGAGUCCCUGUUGUCUCAUUGGCGGCUUUCGAAGCAGCUGCAAAAUAUGUUUUUAACUUUUAGUGGAAUUUGGGGUCAUCGGCGUGGAGCCUGGAAGUUACUCUCAGCAAGGGCUCUUUCAGCUCCGACAUUCUAUAGCUUUACGGGCUCUGCACCGCACUGGUCUGCCUGGUCGUCCCUCCUCUCAGCUCAGCUGCUCCUGUCGCUUCGCAACCACAGCUUUACGACAGGGGCUCGGACCGGACCCGGACGGGAGGUGUUCGCUGGCGCUCAGGGGGCUGCGGCAAAAGCGCCGCUAGCCCGCAGAACCAUGCUGCGAGGCAAGUCCCGGCUCAACGUGGAAUGGCUAGGCUAUUCGCCCGGGUUGCUUCUCGACCAAGGGGCGCCCCCACCGGGGCGCACGCCGCGGAACCCCGGCCGAAAUGAGAGUUCAUUGGCAUCUACCCUGAAGACUCUACUGUUCUUCACAGCUUUAAUGAUCACUGUACCUAUUGGGUUAUAUUUCACCACUAAAUCUUAUGUUUUUGAAGGUGCCUUUGGGAUGUCCAAUAGGGAUAGCUAUUUUUAUGCUGCUAUUGUUGCCGUGGUUGCUGUCCACGUGGUGCUGGCCCUCUUUGUCUAUGUGGCCUGGAAUGAAGGUUCACGACAGUGGCGUGAAGGCAAACAGGAUUAAAGUGAACAUCACCUUUUGAUAGUGUUAAAUUGUUUUAAAAAUGGCAAAUGCAUCCAGGAUACUAAUUAUUUCAAUAAUGGUGAAAGAACAUGUUCAAAUCCAUCUUAAGGAGUCACAUUUGACUAGUGUAAAUUUUGAUCUUUCUGAUACAGUGGUUUGCAUCAUCUAUUUUAACUAUAAGCCUCUCAUUUGCAAAUGAAAAUUUGGAAAAAUUAAAUUGGUGGCAAAUAAUUAUGUUUAAUUACACAUUAUUCUGGGAAGAAUUUGAUUAUUUUACAACAAAAAUGUUUUAUAGCAUUUUUUCUUGUAGUUGGUUUUGAAUGUUACUUUUCUGGAUAUAUUAAUAAGGUACACAGUGAAGCAAAUCUAAACUUUAUAUUUUGUUGAAGUACUUUCCCUAACUAUCAUGAAAGUACCAGGUCAUUGGAUUUUGCGUUGUAAAUUCCUAUGGAAAAUUGCUUAAAUUGUUAAUGCUGGAAUUACUCUGAAUGUCACUGAGAAAUUUCAAAGAAAGUGUAAUCCCUAGUCAAUAGGAACCUUUCGUUACAUUAUUUCAUGGGAAACUAGGCUGAAUUCCACCCAUUUUACACGAACUGGUUUAUUGAAGGCUCUCGAGAGCAAAGCAGAGCUAGCUGCCUCCUUGCAGGCCAGCCUGUGCUUUCAGACCAACUCUUUAAUAAGCUGUUUUGCUCUUGUUCAACAAUGAAGUUUUGCUUUAAUUACCAGGUUUGUGUAAAUUACCUUUAAAUUUGUUUUUCCUACUGUUUUUUAAUACUGUAUAUGAUAGGAAUUUACAUUUAAAUGUUUAUUUUUGCAUACUUAGGGAAUGUGAACAAUUCUGAAAAUAGAUUGUUUUUAUCACCCAGGAGGUAUUCUUGGGAUUUCUAGUCUAGUCUUUUCAAUCAGAGUCAAUAUAUCCCAGAUAUAUAUAUAUAUAUAUAAUUAGAUAAUUCUUGAGUCCCUUUCUGACAGAAAAAGACCUGUGUUUUUAUUUUAGUAUCUUUAGUUUGUGGUUCUUUCUAGCCACUUGGUACUACUUGUAUGCAAUCUGAAAACAAACCCAGAAAAUGCAUAUAAAAACAGGAAGAAAAUUUAAGUACCCUGUAAUUUUGCCACCUGGAGACAACCACUACUUUGGUUUACAUCUUGUAUGCAUUUUUUAAUGCUAGUUCGAUACUCACUAAAAGUUUAGAUUAAGUUCAAAUUCCGCCAACUUUUCCUGACAGCUAUUUGCAUUUUUUUAUGAGUGAUUAGUGGCCAUUUUCUAAAAAACAAAUAAAACAAAAAAAACUACAUUGUACCUUUAUUCUUUCAGGUAGGUGUCUCAAGUAGGUAUAUCAUUGUUCAAAUUUCCUGUUAUUGUUAAUUUCUAAUCAGUGGCUCUUGCUGUGUUUGCCAUUACCAAUUUGUUUGUUCACCCCUAUUUUUAAUGCAGAAUUGUAUUCUUGCUUAGAGUUAAAUAUUGUCUAUAGUUUAAAUGUCUUCUAUAAGCAGUUAUUCUAAAUGUAAAGUGCUUUCUUAAAAAAAAAAGACUAAAGUUUUAGUAUAAAAUUGAACAAUUUUAAUAUAAAAUUGUAGAAUGCCCCUGUUUGAGUCUGGGGUAUUAUGUGGUAGAUUUCUAGAUGGUCCCCACUUUUAGAUGCCAUGUUGCACUUAGACUUGUUGUCCGCUUAAUUUCUUUUUCUAUAAUGCCAAUGUUUUCUUGUACUUUUGGGAUAUUAUGCUGUUUGUAAAAUAUUAAUGUCCAAUGUUGCAUUAUUUUGUUUUAUUUCAGACAUUUGCUGAGUAGAUAAUUAUGUGGGUAUUUUUCUGCAAGUAUUUAAACCAGGGAUUCAAGCAGUUGUAAUUUCCUCUUGGAAAAAGUACCAAGUGUUUGAAAUUUAGACUUUCAUGCUAGUGUUAAUAUUUAGGAUUAUUAUAGUAUAGACUUGUUUUCAAACCAGUUUUAAUUUUUUCCUGGGGUUUCAACUGUUAUCUCGUUAGUGUGCUGCUGUUGAAAUAACAUGGUAUUUGACAUAUAGAUUUAUUUUUCACUGGUUUUCUGUUGCACAGUGUACAUACUUCAGGAUGUAUAAAAAGGAAAGCUACAAUUGAGCCCUUAUAAAUGUUUUAAGAUAGGAAUAUGUUCACUAUUGUUUGAAAACUAAUAAGAAUAACCUCAAUUAGGAAGUGUAACUUGAAUGUCAGUACAAGCUACUGAUUUAACCCCAUUUACUGUAACACAUUACCUUUCUCACCUCACCUCCAUUUUGCCUCCUCCCCCUCCCCCCUCCAGAAUAUAAUCUCGUUUCCUCAUUGUGCUAAAAACUGAAAAGUCUGCUGUAGAAUGCAUCUUAUGUCAAGAGGAUAUCAUUUUACAUGUAGCAGCAAAGUUCAGUUUUGAGUUGUUACUGAGGAAAUUUAAACCUUUCAUUAAAAAAACCCCACCUGUGUUUCCUGGGAAUUCAACUGAAAUGCAUUGUAAUAAUUGGACUGUUUUAACCAUAAAAAUCUCAUCAGCUUUGCCAAAAGAGACAACUGAUUGACUUGUUCGAUGUUUAUUUUCCGUUUUCACAUAAAUGUAUGUAUAUAUCUAGAGUACCCAAGGAGACCAAUAAAAAACAGCUAAAUUAGGAGUGCCCAAGGAACAAUGGAAGCUGAAGGUACAUGAAACACAGGAUUGAAAUCUUGUUUCAACCAUAUCUAGUGUGUAUUUCUUAUCUCCAGACCAGUUCAUGUUUAUUGCUUCAUGCUCCAGUGAAGUUGUAGAGUGUUGUUAGGCCCCUUUUAUAAAUGAUUCAGCUAUGGUGCCGACUUUGUCACUUUUCUUAGGUCAGCAGUGGAUUUCUCUGCCAUCAAGCACUCUGCAUCCUCCACCAGAGAAGUAUAACUUUAUUAAUUCAGACUCAACUCAUAUUUAAGAUAAAUUUUACAAGAGCUGGACUGAAAAAGCAUAUUAAUAACUUGACAAUAUUUUUCUUUCUUUUUUUCAAGUGGAAAGGGUCACCUGAGAAAAUAACUUAUUUUCAGGGACUUGGGGAACCUAAUGAUAAAUAUUACUUGUAACCUAUGAAUAGCUUAAACCCUUAUAUAUUUAUUAAAAUAGUCUGGAAUUCCUAAAGUUACCAUCAUUCCUGGCCACACUUUUCUUGCCAGUUUUGUUGCUUUGUGUACUUAAAAGUAAUAUCUGCCUUCCUUUUAAUAUGUUGUACAAGUCAUAUUUGUCAGUUACACAGACUAGUCUUCCUUUUUCUCAGGUUUAGUGAAAUCUCACUGAACAGUAAUAAUAGCAAUAGCUAACAACAUCUGCACAGCACCUUACAGUUUGCAAAGAACGUUCACAUAUUCUUGUUUGAGUUUUGCAUAGUGAACCUUUUACCUGGUGUCUCUAGACAUCAAUGCUUAAAAGUGUUAGAAUCUUUAAAUCAUUAGAGUCAUUGAAUAUGCUGUAGUCUUGAAUAGUGCCCUGACCAGGGGCAGGCUUUAGAUGUACUAACGUUGAAAGCUGUGUGCAAUUAUCAAAAUGGGGGGCUUGAGUUCUUUAGCCACUUGAAUCAGAUUUGCUUCUGUUAUAUAAUGCUUUUUUACACGGUAUCUGGAUGGAUUUUGUAUUCAUUAUGUUCUAGCCUGUAAUUUGUAUAAAUUUGCCAUCUGUUGUCAUUAAAAAGGUAUUUGUAAUGCCA